UUUACUGCCAAGACAUUUGCGGAAUGCGGCACUUGAAAUAAAUGUUCGUCAGCGACUGACAGGAUUCAUGGAGACAACACAAGACUGCGCCCGUGACAAACUUGUGCAAGGGAAAGCCUGGGGACGUCCCAGGAAAAGAUGGCAUUCUGGAGGAGAAAUUCUUAUGUUGAGAAGGAACGCCGUGUAAAAGCCAAUGCACAGGACUACAAUGACAAGUUCUCUUAUGCAGACAAUCACAUCAAAACCUCAAAGUACAACAUCUUCACCUUCCUGCCCGUCAACUUGUUUGAGCAGUUCCAGAGGGUUGCAAAUGCUUACUUUGUUGUACUGUUGAUACUGCAGUUAAUUCCAGUAAUCUCCUCCCUGUCCUGGUUCACAACCAUCGUGCCUUUGGUUCUGGUGCUGGUGAUCACAGGUGUCAAGGACGCUACAGAUGACUAUUUUCGGCACAAGAGCGACCAGCAGGUCAACAACCGCCAGUCUCAGGUUCUCAUCCGGGGAGGUUUGCAGAAUGAGAAAUGGAUGAACGUGCGAGUGGGGGAUAUCAUCAAGCUGGAGAAUAAUCAGUUUGUUGCUGCAGACAUCCUCCUCCUCUGUAGCAGUGAGCCGUAUGGUCUGUGUUAUAUUGAGACUGCAGAGCUGGAUGGAGAGACAAAUCUGAAGGUCCGCCAGGCAUUGACUGUCACCUCAGAUUUGGGAGAUGUGCCAAAACUGAUGGAUUUUGAUGGAGAAGUCAUUUGUGAACCACCAAACAACAAGCUGGAUAAAUUUACAGGAACAUUAUACUGGAGAGACAAUAAAUACUCUCUAGAUAAUGAUAAAAUGCUUCUGAGAGGUUGUGUUCUCAGAAACACUGAGUGGUGCUUUGGAAUGGUCAUCUUUGCUGGGCUGCAAACCAAACUGAUGCAGAACUGUGGAAGGACCCAAUUUAAAAGAACCAGUAUCGACAAACUGAUGAACACUCUGGUUUUGUGGAUCUUUGCCUUUCUCAUAUGUAUGGGAGUUAUUUUGGCUGUUGGAAACACCAUUUGGGAGACUUGGGUUGGCAGAAGAUUUGAGGUGUUUUUACCGUGGGAUGAGUUUCACAAUAGUGCUGUUUUUUCUGGCUUCCUCACCUUCUGGUCCUACAUCAUCAUCCUCAACACGGUGGUGCCUAUCUCAUUGUAUGUCAGUGUAGAGGUUCUGCGUCUUGGUCACAGUUUCUUCAUUAACUGGGACCAAAAGAUGUACUACAGUCAGACGGACACUGCCGCUGAAGCUCGCACCACCACUCUGAAUGAGGAGCUUGGUCAGGUGGAGUUCAUCUUCUCCGACAAGACCGGCACCCUCACACAGAACAUCAUGAUCUUCAGCAAGUGCUCCAUUAAUGGACAGGCAUAUGGUGAUGUCUAUGAUGAAUUUGGUCAGAAAGUGGAAAUUACAGAGAAAACAGCCUGUGUGGACUUUUCAUUCAACCCUCUCAGUGACAGAGGGUUUAAGUUUUACGACAAUGGCCUGGUUGAAGCCAUUAAAAAAGAAGAUCCUGCUGUGCAGGAGUUCUUCAGACUGCUAGCUCUGUGCCACACCGUCAUGCCAGAGGAGAAGAGUGAAGGGAAUUUGGUGUACCAGGCUCAGUCACCUGACGAGGGAGCAUUAGUCACUGCAGCACGAAACUUUGGGUUUGUCUUCCGGGCCCGAACUCCAGAAACGGUCACACUAUGGGAGAUGGGAAGAGCAGUCACCUAUCAGCUACUGGCCAUCCUUGACUUCAACAACGUGCGCAAGAGAAUGAGUGUCAUUGUAAGAACUCCACAAGGCCAAAUUAAAUUAUACUGCAAAGGAGCUGACACAAUUAUCUUUGAUCGUCUGGAUCAGUCCAGUGAAGACCUCAUGUACACUACCUCAGAACAUCUCAGUGAAUUUGCAGGAGAAGGGCUCCGAACAUUAGCGCUGGCCUGUAAAGACCUUGAUGAAGGAUAUUAUGAUGUUUGGAUGAAGAAGCUUCUCUUUGUAAGCACUGUGAUUGAGAACCGUGAAGAUCAGCUGGCUCUUCUCUAUGACGAGAUCGAGCAGGGCAUGAAGCUUCUAGGAGCCACAGCAAUUGAGGACAAACUUCAGGAAGGAGUGCCAGAGACAAUCGCCUGUCUGAAUUUAGCUGACAUCAAGAUCUGGGUCCUGACAGGAGACAAAUUGGAGACAGCAAUGAACAUUGGCUACUCCUGCAACAUGCUGCGUGAUGACAUGAAUGAGGUGUUUGUUAUCUCUGACCACACACUGCUGGAAGUGCAGAAGCAGCUCAGAAGGGCUAAGGAGCACAUCCUUAGCCUGAGUCGAGUAAGCAGUCAAGGAAAUAUUGAGAAGACUGAUAUGUUCACAGAUGAUUCUGUUUUUGAAGAAGCUAUCAUUGCAGAAUACGCCUUAGUCAUCAGUGGACACAGUCUGGCUCAUGCUCUGGAGCCUCAGCUGGAGCACAUGUUUCUGGACUUGGCCUGUUUGUGUAAAACAGUCAUCUGCUGUCGGGUCACUCCCAUGCAGAAAGCUCAGGUGGUGGAGCUGGUGCGGAGGCACAAGGGGUCUGUCACCCUGGCGGUGGGAGAUGGAGCCAAUGAUGUCAGCAUGAUCAAGACUGCUCACAUAGGUGUUGGCAUCAGUGGACAGGAGGGGAUGCAGGCUGUUCUGGCGUCAGAUUACUCCUUUGCUCAGUUUCGAUACCUGCAGAGGCUCCUGCUGGUUCAUGGACGUUGGUCCUACUACAGGAUGUGUAAUUUCUUGGGCUACUUCUUUUACAAAAACUUUGCCUUCACCUUAGUUCACUUCUGGUAUGGCUUCUUCUGUGGUUUCUCAGCACAGACUGUUUACGACCAGUGGUUCAUAACCCUCUUCAAUAUCGUCUAUACAUCUUUACCAGUGCUGGCAAUGGGGCUUUUUGAUCAGGAUGUCAAUGACCAGAACAGCCUUCGCUACCCGAGCUUGUACAAGCCCGGCCAGCAGAACCUUCUCUUCAACAAACGUCAGUUUUUCCUGUGUACACUUCAUGGGAUGACUACAUCAUUCCUGCUUUUCUUCGUUCCCUACUGGGCCUUUUCUGUUAUGGUGAAAGAAGAUGGCUCUGUCUUCUCUGACCAACAAGCAUUUUCUGUCACCAUAGCAACCUCUUUAGUAACUGUGGUGAGUGUUCAGAUUGGACUUGACACUCACUACUGGACGGCUGUCAAUCAUCUCUUCGUAUGGGGGAGUCUGAUUGUGUAUUUUGCCAUAUUGUUUGCAAUGCAAAGUGAUGGCUUGUUUGACAUUUUCCCAAAUAAUUUUCCAUUCAUUGGCACAGCUCGCAACUGUCUUUCAGAGAAGAGUAUGUGGUUGGUCAUUCUGCUCACCACUGUAGUGUGUGUUGUGCCUGGCUUAGUAGUUCGCUUCCUGAGAAUGGACCUCUUCCCAACUCUGACCGAUAAGGUUCGUCAUCUCCAGCAAUCCAGGAAGAAGCAAGGACCUCAGGAGCAAAACCUUAAGCGAGUACGCAGGACAAGCUCCCGCCGCUCUGCCUAUGCCUUCGCCCACCAACAGGGCUACGGAGAGCUGAUUACCUCGGGCAAAAACAUGAAGAUGAGCACAGUGUCUUCAGCUUGCACCCCUGAAAGAACAUCAUGUGGCUCCAACUGGAUAGAAAAUAUGUUAAAGAGAAAGAACGAAGUCUCUUGCAUGUCCCAGCAAACAGCAGGUGCACCAGAAAGCAGCACCAGAGCAAAACAGACUCUAAUGCAACAGCACACAAACUGAACUUGAGUGAGGGAAUGUACACAGUACAGAUUAUCAUACACAUGGAUCCUACAGACCAAGCACAAACUAUGAGUGUCCUUCAUUUGGGUGAAUCUAGGCUCAAAUCAAUAACAAAAGCAUACCUCAUUUGUUUAAUGAAGAGUGGGAUGAAUGAUAAAGGACAAGCAAAAGAGAACCUAUUUCCCCACAAAUGGAAAACAUUUACAAUGUCGACCUUUCUUCAAUUAGCAGAUUUUAACUUUUACAGGGGUGGGUAUGUUUUUGUACCAUAAUAUGAAAAAAAAGAAUGAAUAUUUCUUCAUGUGCAGCAAAUAAUCUCAGCUGAUCUCUAAACACUGGUUCGAAGAAAGGUUUCCUUUGACUGUCUAAAGCAAACUUUUGUAUGAUACAGAAAUCAGAAGGUAAAUUGAUUGUGAGCGAACAAAGAGCCUAAAACUUUCUCAACCUACAUCCAAAGUGCUAAAAUAUAAAUAUUCCUGUUAUUUCUGAAAUGGAGCUACCAGCCAUUUUGGAAAGCGCAGUGUAUUACAUUUUACCAACUCAACAUUUUGACAGGCUUUAUACCAAACUGGAACUAUAAAACGUGUAAUGGUUAGAUUUACUGACUUUCUGUUCCGUGCCUUUAUGGAUCCUGUUGAAUACAGCUGCUUUUGUUACUUGA
Melanotaenia boesemani (Boeseman's rainbowfish) is the source of this 4414-nucleotide messenger RNA. RefSeq names its product ATPase phospholipid transporting 8B4 (gene atp8b4). Gene Ontology annotation, molecular function: ATP hydrolysis activity; magnesium ion binding; ATPase-coupled intramembrane lipid carrier activity. NCBI's taxonomy places the organism in Eukaryota, Metazoa, Chordata, Actinopteri, Atheriniformes, Melanotaeniidae. Gene Ontology annotation, cellular component: plasma membrane. Bases 139 to 3753 code for a protein of 1204 amino acids. Gene Ontology annotation, biological process: phospholipid translocation; Golgi organization. The transcript has 28 exons. The record is from RefSeq and is a predicted model, not a curated record.